CCGAGGGCAAGGCGCGGGCCAAGGCCCACCAACAUUCCCCGGAGGCAUCGAGGGCCUAUCGUCCUUGCCCAAGUCGUCCACACCCAAACUCUCCCAGAGCAGACCUGAGCAGACACUGACCACGGGGGCAAGUCUAGCACAUACGACGGCCGGCCGUUGGCUUCCCGACGACCCAAUCUGGCUCUAUCUCGGCGCCUCCGCUGCUCCCACUAUUUUGGUCGUCGACCUACCUGGGCCACCAACCAGUAAAACCAAUCUUGAAACAGUCCCCAGGCCCAAUACCGCCCAUCGACAACCCGCACGCGCGCGGCCCAAACUCGGCGGCGCGGCAUCACCAACGGGCCCACCCCCCGUCUCUCACGAACGUUACGACCAUCUCCGCCCCCCUUGCCCUUCACCUCCGGCUCCGCGUGCCCCCUACCCCAUAGACUGCGGAAUCACACGGCCAACCAAGGCAUCUCCCGGCGGACCGCCGUCCGUGCCAUCGCCUCCCACUCACACUCUCUCUGUCCCUCUCUCCACGUCUCGUGCGUCUUGCGCCACGCCUGCCAGCAGCCGAGACCGCAGACAAACCCACGACUCCUGCUCGGGGUAAAAGGUACUUGUAUAUCCCGUGCCACCCACCCCCGUUAGUUAGCCCGCAGCCUUGUCUCGCUCCAUUCCUCAUCCCAUCUCGUACCCUCUCGACAAGAGCAGAGUCUCGCCGGGCACCUGUUCUUUUGGCUACCCCAACGCCAUCCCCCCGUCCCCCCCCCCCCCCAACCCUCGUGCAAGACCAUUCCUGGCCGUUCUCAGCCAUCCUCAUAUCACUCAAACAUUCCGACACACACUACUGCUGUGGCAUCCGUCUGUCCUCAAAACCACCCAUCUACCCUCUCUCCAUCCUCCGACGGCAUACCAUUGUGCUAAGCCACCAUCUCGCCCUCAACGCACACAAUACUGCGCAUCCCCUAGCCGCCGCCCCCCCGCCCUCCUAUCCAACCCCCAAUUCUCGACCCUUUCGACUCGGCUUACAAGUCGUUCCAUACCGCCUCGUUGACAAGUCUCAAUUCCUCCUCAACCGCAUACACAUCAUCACCAUCUCUUCAAGACUCCAUUCCACUGGUGCGUACACUGGCGGCAAAGUGGGCCGAACCAUUCCCGACAGCACGACGUAUCCGACAAAAGUGGGUCGCCCUGCGACAGAGUGGUCACAUAACCACUCCAACCAUAGCCGUGGGGGGGAGGGAGGGAUCAUUGUGGAGAAAGAAGGCCCCGUUCUCAACGAGGCCGUCGCUGGCCACCCCACAGGCCUUCCCAUCAGCUUUGGAGACCAGCGGCUUUCCGUCUACCUGAGCGCGCUGCUGCACCAACAGUCGGCUCUGCCAGUCGACGUUCUCGUGCCGACGACAAUGGCAAGCGCUCAGGCAGACACUGCACUAGGGGUCCCUGCCGUUCCUGCCAGUUCGGGGGCGGCAAGUUUCCCAACCUGUACACCAGAAACGCUCUACCUUCACGUCGUGGGGAGGUGGCCAGCGCCCGACCUGGGCGCACCCGUGGACCACGGUAAUGUGCAUGGCGUUGGGCGUGGCGUCACACCACUCGACGUGGGCUCAUCUGAUCCACUCGAACUGGACACGCGCAACGACAGUUCUCACGCCGCUGUCGCACGAGCCAAGAAGAGGCGCAAGGUUCAGCGGAGAUCCAAAGUGUCCGAAAUCUGGUUCCCUAGGGCCGAACUGGCGUUUUGCACGUGUGUGGCAAGUAUUCCCCCAAACGGACGUACCAAGAUCAAGUUCUUUGGCCGACCUCUAGGGCGCAAUGAGCUGAUCGCUGCCAUCUGCACUCUGGCCACCCAGCGCAUGUACAACCGCAAGCAGAUCUCUAGUCAUUCCCAGGUGCUCAAGGACAAGGUCCCACCUCCUUACAAGGAGAUCUUCACCUUCGAGGACAAGGCCCGAGGUGGAGACGAUCCUGCAGAAAACUCGACCGCCAAUGUCAUUGAAAACUAUCCAUUCCCCGAAACCAUCUACAACAUCAUCAACUACCCUGUUGGCACAGACCUCGCCAACGCGCCAAAGCCUCAGUGGCUAGUUGAUCUCGAGGCUCGCGGCAACGAGGCAUCCCCUACAAAUGAGACGUCGUCCCGCCCUUUCAACUAUUGGGCAAACGCGCAGUCCGAGUACCCCGGCUACUAUGAGCGCGACUCUGGCCUCUACGGCAACAAGGUCAAGCUAGAGCGCGACGCACGCGGUGGUUCCCACGCUGUGGAUGCUGGUGUAGACUCUGCCUACGCCUACUCAUAUUCGCAGUCACAUCCCAGCAUGCGCCAGCAGGGCCAGCUCCCACCACCGUUUUCUGUUCAUCAGCCACCACCGCACACGCUCCCACCCCUCGGGUCGUCUCGCGACGUUGACCCUCACGGGGUAUCUCUUGCGGCCAGCACUGCCUCGGGGAUGAGCGACUCUGCCCAUGGUGCCGGCCGCUACACCUACGGCUCCACCCCGCAGUCUGCAUUGUCUACCCGUCCUCUGCCUGGGAGUGUGUGGGAGGGCGAGCACAGCAGAUCUCCGACGUCCACCAACUCUGCCUUUGACGCGUCGGGAUCGACCGCCGUGUCUCCCCGCCACUCGACUUCGGCUUCCGUGCCGUCCAGCUGGCAGGACGUCAAGCCCUCUCUUCUUCGCGACGGCCUGGGUGGCGAGCAUUUGACCUUACCGCCACUGCAGGAGUCGUAUACAGGCAACAACGCAGGCGCUAGUAGCGGCGAGUGGAAGGACCGCCCAGUUUACGGCGAUACGAAAUGGGUGACAUCGGCGGCGACACUGGCGACCCAGAGCGGCGCCCAGCGCGACGGUCUUCCGUCGCUCCCGCUUCCGUCGAUCGGCGCCAUGGCCAGCCAGACUGCCAGUGCUUACGGCACUUUGGCUUCGUCUGCGACUUCGCCGUGGUCGGCAGCGUCCGGCGCGUUUGGCGUGUCUCCUUCAUGGGAUGUCUCUCGCACACGCGGGGCGUCGUUUGCGAUUUCGUCGAUAGAGCUCACUGCCCAGACGGGCGAAACUGUGCUGUCGCUUACUCCGGCGAGCGCGAUUGUCUCAUCUACACCCCUUCCGUGGAACACGGUGUACAUGUGGAAAGCCCGGUAUCCGUUCCUGGAGCUCAUCUCCAGUGCGCCCAGCGUGCCGGUCUACCACAUUGAUAUGCCCCUUGCUCUUCCAAAGGACUACACUGCACGCCUCGCUCUCCUGGAGCGCAUUACCGAGCUAGGACUGCGCACCACGCUUCGCCAAACGACGGACACGAGCACGUGGAGCAACGACUGGGUUCUGACGACCGAGUCGGGCUACGCUCAAACUCGCGGCUCGACUAAGUACUCGCGAACCGUUUCGCCACUUCGCCAGCGUCCUAGUGGCGAGUAUGGAGCCCAAUCUCGCUUGCCGGAUCUCGCCCGUCUGUACGAGCAUUUACUGCGUCUGGGCGGUCCGCCCGACGAGCGAGGCCAGGACGGGCUGAACUCUGUUGGUGCCCCCAUGACCAUGCUCGUCCAGCGCGUCGCUCGCGAGGGAUUCCACACACAGCCGACAACUACCGCCAACGAUGACUGGGCGUCGGCCGCGGCGAUCAUUAUCUACUCGGUCUUUAUCACGCCCGACGAUUCAACGACUGGCUCUGUACCCAUUUGCCGUCCUGUCGAGUUUGAAUCCCCGCCUCGUCCCGAAGACGUACAGGCGGAUCAACUCGUUCACGACCUCAUUCUCGCCGAGGAGCACACCCCCAGCAAGUUUGUCUGGCUCCCUGGUUAGCCCGACUACCUCGGACGUGAAGUCUCGGUGGUCCACUCCCCCUCUUCCGUGUCUCGACUCUUCACCCCCCCUCGUCCCUUUUGUGACCGUGAUGGCCUGCAUCAAACUGUUCACCGCACUGGAAUUGCGUUUCGGCUCAAAAGCAAAAACUCGUCAUUCAUACGCGAGCGAUCUGGGACAUACCCGAUUCCAGUAGCAUACCAGCAUCCAUAUCCCCCCGAUCACAGCGCCGCCAUAAAGGUGGCGAGCUCGACUUCCACAACACCAACAAAGAAUCAGGGUUUUAGUGUCAUGUCUCUCUCUCUGUCAUUCUCUGUCUCUCGCUCCCUCCCUCUCUCUCUCUCUCUCUCUCCCGCCAUCGCGAAUCUGUAGCCCGUUCGUUGGUCGACGCAGAAGAACUUGUAAAGUAGUCGUUAGCUGUGAAUAGCGUUUCCUUAGCUGUCACGACACAACUGUUUCCAUAGGAUUGUGUGCCGUGUCGCGCGCGCGAGUCUGAUGCAAAGUGGGUUUUCUGGCA
Vanrija pseudolonga is the source of this 4299-nucleotide messenger RNA. It is a transcript of the gene TEC1, whose product is annotated as Transcription activator TEC1. Gene Ontology annotation, molecular function: DNA-binding transcription factor activity, RNA polymerase II-specific; RNA polymerase II cis-regulatory region sequence-specific DNA binding. The coding region runs from base 1392 to 3782 and encodes 796 amino acids. Gene Ontology annotation, cellular component: transcription regulator complex. NCBI's taxonomy places the organism in Eukaryota, Fungi, Basidiomycota, Tremellomycetes, Trichosporonales, Trichosporonaceae. The transcript has 5 exons. Gene Ontology annotation, biological process: regulation of transcription by RNA polymerase II. The record is from RefSeq and is a predicted model, not a curated record.